Molecule: messenger RNA, 2981 nt
Organism: Caenorhabditis sp. 36 PRJEB53466
Lineage: Eukaryota; Metazoa; Nematoda; Chromadorea; Rhabditida; Rhabditidae
Source: the annotation of a GenBank genome assembly
AUGCGACUUUUCCUCGCCCUCCAACUUAUCGUACUCGCUUUUUCGUCAAAUGUCACCGAGAAAAAGUGCUCCAGAAACAGGUAGAGAGGCGUCUGGAAGUCUAUAUUGUCGAGCUCACUUUUUUCCAUUUUUUAGUAUAAACCUUGGAAAGCUCAUCGACACGCUGCUCACCGACUAUGACACUCAUCUGUUGCCAGAAGCUGAAGGCGUCAACGUCACCAUUGAGCUUCAUGUGCAGGUGAGUUCGUGGCCGGGGAAAGUUAGGCCACGCAUGAAACUUUGAGUGUUUACUGUAGAAGAAUUGGGCUCUGAAUCUGAGUAAUCAGGUUCCAUAAUAAUAAUAAACAGUUAUUUCGAGAACUAAAAAAGAUUGAGCAAACGUUUCAACUGCCAAAGCACACAAUUUGCAACAAAACGAUAAUACUCGUGUCUCAGGGCGUCUCCGGGAUCUCUGAGAUAACAGGAGACUUCUCUCUGGACGUGAUGUACAGUGAGAUCUGGCAGGAUCCGCGGCUUUCGUUCAAACAUUUGAACGUGUGCGCCACCAAUAUCACUUUGAAGGUAUCACCUGAUCAGCGUCUAUUUUCACUAACAAAAACUGUUUUAGUCUGACUUUCGCAAAAAAAUUUGGACGCCCGACACGUGUAUAAUCAACUCGAAGUCCAGUUCGAUUCACUCGUCGCCCAGUGAGAACACUUUUGUGAUUCUCUACGAAAACGGAUUGGUUUGGAGCAAUUUCAGGUUUGUUUGUUGGAUUUGCUCGCGGCGCCUCCGCCUAUUAGUGCCCUUCAUUAGUGCACUUUUUCGACCAAAACACAAAUGUUUUUUGGGCUUUUCAGGUUGAAUGUGAAGACGCCGUGCUCGGUGAAUCUUAAGGUAAACCCGUCCGGCCCACUUGGAUCUUCUAGACGAUUCGCAACUUUCAGAUGUUUCCGUUCGACUCUCUGUCCUGUGAAAUCGUGCUCGAAUCCUACUCGUUCAAUACGGAUGAAGUACGGUUAAUGUGGCACGAUGUUCCUAUUACAAUGAUGGAAAAAGUGAGUGAUUCUUUUCCUCAAAUGAGUGGGUCUCGAGUCUCGACUUUAGGUGGAACUGCCGGAUUUCGACUUGAUCGGCUGGUCGACGGACCAUCAGCGUCUCGAAUAUCCGAACGGAAUCUGGGAUCGGGCGAAGGUGAGUGGGCUACCGUACCCCUUUCCUACAGUACUCGACCUCCUUCCCGUAGGGUCAUGCUCUAGUGUUUCAGAAUAGGAUCCAGGCCAAGACCGCGUUUGUAAGUGAUUGUUUUCCUUGGUCAGCAUGGGUUUAUCUAUCUCUUAUUGACCUGCCCGCCGCAAAAGUAACUCACUUUCCUGAGAUAGUAUGGUAUCCACUGAUACCGUAACCGUUCCAUUCCAUCCCACUCUUCACAAGUUCAUUCCUCGAUUCUCUUCCGUUUCAGGUCAAAUUCACAUUUGCGCGUCGCUACGGUUUCUACCUGUUCCAAUCGUAUUUCCCCACUUCGCUGACCGUCAUCUCCUCCUGGGUCGGCUUCUUCUUCGACGUCCGCAGCGUCUCCGCCCGCAUCACUCUCGGCGUCUCCUCUCUUCUGGCGCUCACUUUCCAGUUCGGCAACGUUCUGAGACACUUGCCACGUGUCAGCUACAUCAAAUGUCUGGACGUCUGGAUGAUAUUCUCCGUCAUUUUCAUCUUCUGCACUCUCGUCGAACUGGCGAUUGUCUGCCAGCUGAACAGGUCUGUUUGAUAUGGCCAUUGAAGUGGAAUAUUUGAUUGUUUAGAUGGGAAAGAGAGCGUCAAAUCGGCUCGAAAGUGCUCGGUCACUGGCUGAAUCAGAUCCGGAAGACCAGGAAAAAGGAGUCAAAAGUGGACGAAGGCGGCGGAUUACUGCGGAAAAGAGUGCCCGUUCUGGCCCAACUGAAGGCCGCCGCCGAUCCGAAUUCGGGCACAAACACCACAACGACGGCGAUUCAGCCGGCCGCCAACUCGAGCGUCAACUCGGACGGCAACAAAACGCCCAACAACUUUACUUCUGUAAGAGAACAAUUUCGAGAAAGGCUCUCUGAACGGCCACUUUCAGAUCGAGCACGAGACGUUUGCGUACGAGAAAAAGAGCGGGUGGUCGGCGAGAUUCCGACGAUUCGUCUAUGCAAUUUGCCCGCCCGAUCGGGAUUGGACUAUUACGAGUGUGCAGGUGAGCACUUUUGCGGAUACUCACCUGAAUCAUAGCCGUUUUUUUGUGAAACCCCUCCGCGUUUCACCACAAAAAAAUUUCCCUUAAAAAUUAAAAUUGUCGGGAGUGAUCUCGAAUCUUUUAACGACAAGAACUGAUAACGUUUGGUGUCUAGAUCCGCGUCAUGCCGAAUAAAAUUUGCUUAAAAUUUGUCAAUUUUUGUGAACGUGUGUUUCUUUCCGUGAAAAUUUUCAUGUUUUCCUGAUUUUGCAGGUGAAUUUUAAUUUUUCAUGUAAGAAGGACUUUCGAUGAAACGAAACGUUGUGAGACUCAUCUUACACGCGAAAAAAUAUAAACGUUUUUCUUUUAAACUCAUAAGACUCCGCAUAUUUUCACUACCGCGGAUCGCUGACGUUCACCAGGUUAUUUGAAUCUGUAAGAUCAUAAAAAGGGACUCUCUGAGAAGCCACAAAAGUCCCUAAACCGUCCAAUUAGGAGUUGAUAAGAGUGUUGCGUGUAAUCCAGUCCGUGUGCCCCGAUGGCCGAGCGGUCCAUGGCGUGAGUCUUAUGAACUCAUUCGGGUUAUUCCGAUCGCGGGUUCGAAUCCCGCUCGGGGCAAUGAUCUUUUGUCCUUCUUCUUCUGCCCCAUAACUCGAUCAAUAUUUCAGGUGGACCGUUGCUCAAUGAUAAUGUUUCCGCUCUCCUUCCUCAUCUUCAAUGUCGUGUAAGUUGCCCGGUCGGUUCCGUUUCCCUAUUUGAAUCUUUCAGAUACUGGUCAAUUUACUUCAUGAAAAUGGAUCGUCCGAUGUAG